ACUGCAUGUAUACAUGCUAGAAACUGGGAUGGCAAUGGGUUGUUCAAAAGAAUUUGACCAUUUUUUAUUUAGUUCAUGCAAACACGGAAGAUGGAAUUGUCAUGAUCAGAUUAUAAGGCAAUUAGGAUCGAGCAGUUGGCAGUGAUGAAUCUCACGUCUAUUAAUAUGCUGAGUGGAAACAAUCCAUCCUUUUCUAGGCAUGUGAAAACGAACAUAACCUGAAAAGAUUUUGUUUUUUCCCAAAAAAGAUUACAAGGGGACAAAAGUAACCUUAAUGGUAGCGAACAGCUGAAGACCAAAAUGUAAGAGGACGUUGGGUAUUUACGUCAUCUCGGACAUACUCUUUAUAAAUAUCGAAGAUCAAAUUUUAAUUGGAUUGAGGUUUGGGAUUUCAGAAACCUGAAACCCCAAUCGAUCUAUCAGAGCUCAGUCCUCCAGUCUGGCCAGCUACCAAACAGAGGGAUUUCUUAAAUUUUCUAUAGGCUUAUAUUCUGCAGUUCAACUUCUGUGCAUUAUUGAGGGAUUUUAGCUUCAAGAGCCUGGCUUUGCGCAUCUAAUACUUAGCUACUUUCACAAACCACAGUUUGCAGAUAGUGUGUUUCAAUUUAAAAUAUCCUAAGAUGAGCACCACAGUACAGAAAACUCCCAGAUCUGGGAGACAGUCAUUGUUUUUCCAAGAUUUGGCAUCUCCUGUUUCUGCCAGGAGAGGGAAGUUUUCAAGUCCAGGCCAGGCAGCUGCAGUAUCUGCUCUAUGGCGUGAGAACUUUGCCGGGUCAGAUCUUCCGCCUCCUCCUGUUUACACCUUGGAAGACCGCUCAGAUUUUUCUCCUGAAUCUGGGAUUCCAAAUUACCCAAUGUCUCCAGAAGUCAAAUCGGACCCCAGAACUCCGAUCCAAAGUUCUGGUCAGAAUUUUUUGACUUCAGGGAAAACCAAAUCAGAGACAAGCACUUCUUAUGCCCUGACGGGUCCACAGCAAAACCAACAGAGUUCUGCUGGUUUGAGUUGGUGGUCAUCUGCAAAGAGUGGUAGAGAGCAAGAUGAGAAAGGAAAGAGUUCACCUGUUGAGGGUGUGGUUCAGCCUGGUGCUUUGAUCACACUUCCGCCGCCAAGGGAAGUUGCAAGACCGGAGAUGCAGAGGAGUUGCUCACCCACAUGGAAUCUCAAUGUGGAAGAAUGGGUUACCGUUUAUGGGUUUUCCCCAGCUGAUACAAACCUAGUAUUGAGGGAGUUUGAAAAGUGUGGUGUGAUUUUGAAACAUGUUCCCGGUCCAAGAUAUGCCAACUGGAUGCACAUUCUGUAUCAGAAUCAAUUUGAUGCUCAGAAGGCUCUCAGCAAAAAUGGCAUGCAAAUUAAUGGGGUACUAAUUGUUGGUGUCAAGACAUUGGAUCCGAUGCAACGCCAGGCUUUGGAUGAAAGGCUUAGCAAUCAGGGACUCAUGACCUUACCACCUACUUCACCAUCCUCAAAAUCCUUGGACCUGAACACAUCAAAGGCCCUUACUCGUCCUUACCAUCUUCAAAAUGGCAAUACCAGUGCACGGCAGUGCAGAGGGGCCAUUGCUUCCCCAACAAAAUCUUUGGCCUCCAAAAUCAUGGAUUUGAUGUUUGGAGUUUAGGCGGGCCAACAGUCUUUUAGCCAUUUAUGUGCAACGUCGCAGGUAAUUUAACAUACAGAAUAGAGUUUUAGCACUUGUAAGCUUGAAGCACUUUUUUUUUUAGUCCCUCCCAUCGAGAAAUGUUUGGUUUUUUGUUGAAAUGGUGCAAGAUUGAAAGUACCAUUUAGUUCGAGGUUGAUAUCCGACUUAUGCCAUCUGGAAAGUUGUAAUGUGAAAGCAACAAGAUGCCUUAGCAUGUGAAUAUCUGAGGUUGAUUUAUGUGUUUGUGUAUCUUCCUACCAAUGUAGUAGGUUGUUGAAUUGUACAGGCAAAGGGACAAUGAAAUAUAACAUAGGAAAUAUUUGUUUGAAA
Messenger RNA from Juglans microcarpa x Juglans regia, 1967 nucleotides. RefSeq names its product nuclear pore complex protein NUP35-like. Gene Ontology annotation, cellular component: nuclear pore central transport channel; nuclear pore nuclear basket; nuclear membrane. The transcript is spliced from 5 exons. Bases 621 to 1616 code for a protein of 331 amino acids. The record is from RefSeq and is a predicted model, not a curated record. Gene Ontology annotation, molecular function: structural constituent of nuclear pore; single-stranded DNA binding; phospholipid binding. Gene Ontology annotation, biological process: regulation of DNA-templated transcription; nuclear pore organization; NLS-bearing protein import into nucleus. NCBI's taxonomy places the organism in Eukaryota, Viridiplantae, Streptophyta, Magnoliopsida, Fagales, Juglandaceae.